Fibroporia radiculosa is the source of this 4686-nucleotide messenger RNA. RefSeq lists its product as uncharacterized. Gene Ontology annotation, molecular function: protein binding; phosphorelay sensor kinase activity. The transcript has 20 exons. Gene Ontology annotation, biological process: detection of visible light; regulation of DNA-templated transcription; phosphorelay signal transduction system. The record is from RefSeq and is a predicted model, not a curated record. Lineage: Eukaryota; Fungi; Basidiomycota; Agaricomycetes; Polyporales; Fibroporiaceae. Bases 1 to 4686 code for a protein of 1561 amino acids.
AUGUUCACUGAAGAAGCUGCUCGACGUGUCAAAAGUCAAGUAGAAGCGACUACUAGUGGCUCGUCUGGCGGCUCAUCUUAUAUCUAUCCUGUGCGCUCUUUGCUGAGCGGGAUCAAGCCGGUUGCUGGUCAGAGAUCAUCCUUGACUAUUCAUGAUGAGUCCGCACUCUCCGAUGCCGAGGUAAACGAACCGAGUUUUUCCCAUGAAGAGCUAGUUAGACAGCUGCCUCAGGAAGCGAUCAGCGGCGGAGAGGUGCCCUCAAAUUCACUCGUCAUGUCGCCCUCUGCCGACCUCGUUUCUACCAGCGACAUAAGGAGACGCAGGCGCCCUUCUCCCAACUUUCGCGACUUCCCACCAAACGAGGACCCGCUUUCCCAGAGGACCUUCUCUACCGCUCAGGCAGGAUAUUUUCCUCGGCCAGAUCCGGACUAUCCUUCUGCAAAGAUAGAUGCGAGUAGUCCUACUGGAAGCCCUGUGAUAUAUGCCGUUGCCGACGACGGAGUAGAGGAAGGAUUUGGUUAUCGUCACCCAGCGCAAUUUGCCCAGGUUGCGGCAGAUGCGUUUGCACAUACUGCGCAAGUGCUUGUGUCUCAGCCACCGGACAGUGAUUCCGAUCAAUCACUGCACUCACACUUCUCGCACAAAGGUAUUGUUCAUCUUCCUCCACUUGCGUCAGCGCCAUCCUCUACAUCGUCAAGAUCUCGAGGGCGGACGAGCCGAAGUUCGGGAAAGAUGUCAGAUAUAAACUUGGAAUCUGUGCAAGAGGUGGAAAUCGCUCAGCUCCCAUCCACGCAAGGAUCUAGACCAGUCUCUCCAGCGCCGGCGGGCGAUAUAGUAACGGGUUCUAGGAGCAGUCAAACCGAUUCAUCUAUAUCCGAUGGAUCUUACUACGGGUUCAGAUAUCGGCAUGUCCUAGAUGAAAAUGGACAUCAUUUAAUUGUAGGAAGAGAAGGUAAAUUGACAAAAUGCGAAGACGAGCCUAUACGUACACCAGGUGCAGUUCAGGGUUUUGGCAUUUUGAUAGCGGUCGAGGAGAACGAAGAAACGGGCAAUCUAGUAGUUCGCCAGGUGUCCGAGAAUUCAACCGAGCUGUUGGGUCUUUCACCUCGAUAUCUCUUUUCGCUUGCGUGCUUUAGCGAAACACUCUCAGAGCAGCAAAGCGACAUUCUAUUCGAUAACAUACAAUAUUUGACUGAUACCUCGUUAUCUCCGGAAGAACAGGCCGAGAAUCUUCACGUGUUCAUGCUCAGUGGUUGGGGGGAGCCCAAUACGGCAUUUCCAGACACCAUGUCGCGCGAUCCUCAUAACCGGCGAAAUUGGACCUGUUGGUGUGCUGCCCAUCGACCACAAAUGGUAGCGCCAACCAAUUUGGGCUCGAUUAAUGACGACUCCAGUACGAACAGUCAUGCAAGUACGCAAAGUCUGAUCAUCCUUGAGUUUGAGUUAGAAAAGGAUACUUUUAAUCCCCUCUAUCCCCCAUUCGCGGAAGAGGGAUCCUUCCAAUCUGGCGUAUCUUCCCCCUCGAAUGGGUCCAUCUCAACCUCUAACAGUUCCGCGCGCACUUUGGUUUCUUCUGCCAGUGCCAGUUCCGAAGAACGAAUGGUUACUCCGGAAGAUUCUACAUCAAGUUUGGUUAGUAGUGAUUCAUCUGUCGUCACUGGGCAAAUAGAGACGUCGUCGACACCUUCCCAAGAGAGCUCCGCGUACAAUUUUCCAGGACCCGACGAUUGGAUGCCUAGCCCUGAAGAAAUUAUGGAGAGUACGACCAGCCGUGCAAAGCCCCUGCUUGCUUUAGAACGGCUACGUCGGACGCGAAAAAGCGCCAUGGAAGGUCUUACAUCUCCCAACCAGAGCAAUACACGGCAGGGUCCACCACGCAGACGACGCGGGACAGGCACUGUGGGAAUGAUGGACGUUUUCGCCGUCAUGGCACAGAUCAACGAGCAACUUGGUUCCGCGACUGAUCUCGAGACGUUCCUGAAGGUGGUUGCAGGCGUCAUCAAAGAUCUCACUCAAUUUCAUCGUGUCUUAGUCUAUCAAUUUGACGAAGUGUGGAAUGGACAAGUUGUUGCAGAGCUCGUUGAUUGGGAUCAAACCCAUGAUUUAUACCGAGGUUUGCAUUUCCCUGCUAGUGAUAUUCCUGCGCAGGCCCGGAAUCUGUACGCUCUAAACAGAGUACGUCUCCUAUAUGAUCGCGGCCAGCCUACAGCCCGUCUCGUCGUUCGGAAUAAGAGUGACCUCGAGACACCCCUUGACAUGACACACUGUUAUUUGCGGGCUAUGAGUCCAAUUCAUCUGAAAUACCUGGAAAACAUGGGUGUUAGGGCCUCAAUGUCUGUUUCAAUAAUGGCUUUCGGCAGCCUCUGGGGAUUGGUCGCUUGUCAUUCGUAUGGCCUCCACGGUAUGCGAGUGUCAUUCCCAGUUCGUCAGAUGCUUCGACUCCUGAGUCAAUCUAUAUCGCGCAAUAUUGAGCGUCUCACUUACGCGCAGCGUUUACAUACCCGAAAACUGAUCAAUACGGGAUCCUCAGAACAGCAUCCAACAGGGUAUAUUGUGUCAAAUGCUGACGAUUUACUCGGUCUUUUCGAUGCAGACUACGGCGUGCUUGUCAUCGGUGAAGGAGCGAAGAUUCUUGGGCCCAAUCAGCACGGCCAGGAGAUCCUCAUCGUUGCGGAGUAUCUUCGUCUCAAGCAGUUCGACACCAUACAAGUCUCGCAAGCUGUGACACAAGAUUAUCCGGAUCUGCAGCUUGCUAACGGACUGGAAGUCAUCGCAGGUCUACUUUACGUACCUCUGUCUGCUGGCGGCCGGGACUUCAUUGCUUUCCUAAGGAAGGGCCAGCCACGCCAAGUACGCUGGGCCGGUCGACCUUUCAAGGAUGGUGAACAGCGGAAUAUUCUGGAGCCGAGAGCAUCCUUCAGAACAUGGUCGGAAACUGUCGCUGGACGAUGUCGUGCGUGGUCAGAUGAGCAUCUCGAAACUGCUGGCGUGUUAGCGCUGGUGUACGGGAAGUUCAUAGAAGUCUGGCGACAGAAGGAAUCUGCACUGCAAACCACUAAGCUGACAAAUCUUUUACUGUCGAAUGCUAGCCAUGAAGUGCGCACGCCACUUAAUCAUAUCAUAAACUAUCUGGAAUUGGCACUCAAUGGCUCGCUGGACACCGAGACUCGUGAAAACUUGAGUCAAUCUCAUGCUGCUUCAAAGAGUUUAUUAUUCACAAUUAAUGAUUUGCUUGAUCUCACUCGCCUUGAAAGUGGUAAUGAAACGUCUUUUAACGAGGUAUUCAAUCUCCACCGUGCCAUUGAGGAUGCAACCCUCCUCUAUCGAAACGAAGCAAUGCGCAGGGGGCUUGGAUUCAAGCUUGAUGUCUCUAAUUGUCCAAAGUUGGUCGUAGGUGAUUCCAGAAAGAUACGGACGGUAGUUGCGAACCUCGCCGCUAACGCUCUAAAGUAUACCGAUCAAGGAUCUAUAUCAGUGCAAUGCCAUGCAUUCGAGGAGCCCAUAGGACUUCGAAAUUCGGACACUAUCGCAGUAGAAAUCGUGGUAUCCGAUACAGGAUACGGGAUUCCUAGCGAGAAGCUGGAAUGCAUAUUCAGGGAGUUCGAGCAGGUCGAGAGCGCGCCUUCAAAAAGCAGUGCUCCGGGCCUCGGACUGGGGCUGGCGGUCGUCGCUCGAAUUGUGGAACAACUCGGAGGUCAGCUACGUGUCGAUUCAAGAAUUAACGAAGGCAGCCGAUUCUCUUUCCUGAUUCCAUUCUCUACUGAAAUUGAUGGUUCGAUUUCUCCUUCCCCAUCGUGCUCGCCAUCGUCCCGGAGCUCUCACAGACGUUCGCUUGACGAAAUGCCUAAUGCUCGCGAGAGUCAGUUUGAUAAUCUGGUAGAAGCCCUGUCGAACCAACACAUAGGCGAUACAUCACUUAUUCCUAUCAGCCCAAUGGAUACGAAUGCCUCUUCACGAGUGGAAUGCGAUAGAGCUCUUCUCACUAGCUCGGAUCGAUCUAUUGCCCUUACUCCUGUUGAAGAAACUGGAUCAACCGGAAGCCCUCGUUCGGGGGCACAAAUACAUCUUCAGACCGUGACGAUCAAGGAUGUCCAACCGCCUCUGUCGCCCGUGCCAAAACAUUCUUCACGCAAGGGCCCGCGUAGCUCAACGUCACGCGGUGGCCGCUCGGAGACAAGCAGUAAUGUCAAACUGCGGCUGCUUAUUGUGGAGGACAACGACAUUAAUCGUAUGAUCCUUGCGAAGCGUCUAUCGCUGGAUGGACAUACUGUCGUCAAUACAACGAAUGGCGUCGAAGGUCUUGAGAUGCUCGAGUCUGAUUGGGAAUUUGAUUGCGUGUUGAUGGAUAUUCAGAUGCCGUUGCUGAAUGGAUUUGAGGCUACAGAACGAAUCCGUCAGGUGGAACGGCAGCGAAAUAACGAACCCCACCGAACGUCUCACCAACUCAAUGGAAGGAUACCCAUAUUCGCCGUUUCAGCAUCCCUUUAUGAAGACCAACACGACGAGCUGCUCAAGCUGGGCUUCGACGGUUGGAUACUGAAACCAAUCGACUUUAAGCGCCUGCGAAACAUCCUUCGAGGUGUCAUGGAUACUGUGCAGCGUAGCAAAGACGUGUAUCACCCAAGUUGUAGCUGGGAAGUGGGCGGGUGGUUGAAGAAGCAUGGCAAAGUCCGGGAAGGCGCAUAA